Molecule: messenger RNA, 1219 nt
Organism: Dentiscutata heterogama
Lineage: Eukaryota; Fungi; Glomeromycota; Glomeromycetes; Diversisporales; Gigasporaceae
Source: the annotation of a GenBank genome assembly
CUAUUCAAAUGUUCCAAUCAAUACGUAUGCUCGUUUUUUGAUUGCUGAAACAGCAUUUAAGCUUGCACCGAUGAAUAUUGAAGAAUCAUCGGCAAUUUCUCCUCCAAUUCAGCCUAUAUGUAUAGAUAAAGGGUUUUAUAAUGAUCAAGAACAACUUAUGUUUAAUCCAUUUAUAAGAUCCGCCCUCUCAGGAAUAAAAGAAUUAAUGCCUCAGAACGAGCGGAAUUCUAGCAUUGUCGGUCAAUUCUUAAUUCAAUCUGAGGGCGAGGGCGUAAUAGGUCAGACAUACCGGAAAGAUAAUGGAUUCUCAUAUAUGCGAGUGCCACCUCUUAAAAAACUUGUUUUGGAUUCUGGAAAAUUGACAAAACUUGAUGAAUUACUCAAAGAACUUAAAGCUGGUGGUCAUCGGGUUUUAAUUUAUUUCCAAAUGACACGUAUGAUCGACCUGAUGGAAGAAUAUCUUGCGUACAGGCAAUAUAAGUAUUUAAGACUCGAUGGUUCGUCAAAAAUAGCUGAUCGUCGCGAUAUGGUUGAAGACUGGCAAACGAGAUCCGAAAUAUUCGUUUUCCUGUUGAGUACUCGUGCUGGUGGUUUAGGUAUUAAUCUGACAGCAGCAGAUACUGUUAUCUUUUAUGACAGUGAUUGGAAUCCCACAGUCGAUCAACAGGCUAUGGAUCGUGCACAUAGAUUGGGUCAAACUAAACAAGUUACUGUAUACAGACUGAUAACCAAAGGUACCAUUGAAGAAAGGAUCCUUCAGCGCGCGAAGCAAAAAGAUGAAAUUCAAAAAGUUGUCAUAUCCGGCGGUGAAUUCAAGCAAGUCGACUUCAAACCUCGAGAGAUUGUAUCGUUACUUCUUGAAGAUGAUGAGCUUGAAGCUAAACUUCGUGAUCAACAGUCAAAGCGCAAGGUCGAAGAUGAUGACGCUAAGAAAAAAGGAAAUGGUGGAAAACGUCGAAAGAAAGAUUCAAACUCUGGUUCUAGUUCUUCAGUUAUUUCAUCCAGGACCCUUGAAGAUUUAUGGCAUGAAGGAGAACCGCCUAUGGCAGAAACAGAAGGUAGCGGUGUCACUACACCAACGAGUUCUGUUGGUGGCACGAAGAAAAAACGUACGACUAAAACAAUAUCAAAAGCACCAGCCAAGGCUAGGACAAAGAAAACAACUACAAAUCCUCGUACACCAAGGACGAGAUCAAAAUCUAGUGAUCCUGGACAAUAA